Lacerta agilis (Sand lizard) is the source of this 1681-nucleotide messenger RNA. It is a transcript of the gene DHRS7C, whose product is annotated as dehydrogenase/reductase 7C. NCBI's taxonomy places the organism in Eukaryota, Metazoa, Chordata, Lepidosauria, Squamata, Lacertidae. The record is from RefSeq and is a predicted model, not a curated record. Gene Ontology annotation, biological process: regulation of release of sequestered calcium ion into cytosol by sarcoplasmic reticulum. The transcript is spliced from 7 exons. The coding region runs from base 173 to 1108 and encodes 311 amino acids. Gene Ontology annotation, cellular component: sarcoplasmic reticulum membrane. Gene Ontology annotation, molecular function: all-trans-retinol dehydrogenase (NAD+) activity.
UGCAGCUGAGCUCUAUACAUAGCUGCCUUUGCUCAAGGCAAAGGGCUUCAGCGGAUGGAGUGCUUUUUCCUUUCCAAAAAUGCCUAGGAGUUUAAUUAAACUUCAAGUAUAAACCAGCUGGCGGGAGAUACCACCUUAUCAACUUGUUGACGGCUUGCAAUUCCAAGUGAAGAUGGGUGUCCUAGCUGUGCUAAUUCUCCCACUGCUGGUGGUUGGAAUCAGCGGGAUUGUAUAUAUUUAUCGGACAGUUACUCAUCUGAUGUCAAAAUCUGCCGUGCGGAGCAAAGUUGUAGUGAUCACUGAUGCUCUCUCCGGUGUCGGCAAGGAAUGCUCACGAGUAUUUCACACAGGUGGAGCAAGGCUAGUUCUAUGUGGUAAACACCUGGACAAGUUAGAAGCUCUCUAUGAUGCUUUAAACAGUGUGGCUGAUCCUAGAGCAACAUUUACGCCAAAGCUUGUCCUCCUAGAUCUGUCUGAUGUAAACUGCAUCCAGGAUGUAGCUAAAGAAAUCCUGGAUUGCUAUGGAUGUGUGGAUAUACUUAUCAACAAUGCUAGCACAAAGGUGAAGGGAACAGUGCAGAACAUAUCACUGGAAAUUGACAAAAAGGUUAUGGAUGCCAACUAUUUUGGGCCUAUAACGCUCACCAAAGCCCUUAUUCCCAACAUGAUCUCCAGAAGAACUGGGCAAGUUGUGCUAGUCAAUAACAUCCAGGGGAAAGUAGGAGUCCCUUUUCGUGGAGCCUAUGCUGCUUCCAAGCAUGCCGCUCUGGGCUUCUUUGAUUGCCUGAGGGCAGAACUGCAGGAAUUUGGUGUUUGUGUCAGUACUGUGUCUCCAAGUUUCAUACGUGCAUCCCAUGUUCAACCACAAGCUAGCAACUGGGAAGCCUCUGUGUGGAAAUUCUUUUUCAGAAAACUGGCCAAUGGUGUCCACCCUGUGGAGGUAGCGGAUGAAAUUCUCCGGACAGUGAGCAGGAAGAAGCAAGAAGUGUUCAUGGCAAAUCCCAUUGCAAAGGCAGCUGUUUACAUUCGCACGUUCUUCCCAGAGUUGUUUUUUGCUGUUGUGGCCGCUGGAGUGAAAGAAAAACAGAAAAUAGAAGAUGAAAAAUGAUUUGUAUCCUGCUCAUCUAAGUUGGCCGUAGGGUUGCCAGAAGCUCUCUAUUAUGUGGGCUGAUCCAUUGGGAAGCUAAAAGCAGGGAAGUUAGCAGAAGAUCAUACAACUCAAAAAUGAAACAAUGAAAUGUUUCUGGUUUGAGGAUUUUGAGGCAGUGGAGUUGGGAAUGGUAGUCUUUUCAACUACUAUUAAAGGUGCACUCCUGGGCUCUGGAACUACAAUCCCCAGGGUGCUUUGUGAGCCAUCGGAAACACCUGUGCUUUGUCUCCUGGGAAUUGCAGUUACACAAGAAAGUUAAUAAAAUGGAGGAAGAAGCUAUGCUCUGCAUGUUGGUUCUUGUACUCAGAGAGGAGUCGUGGAAGUAGGGAGACCUAAAUAGACACAAAGAGAAAAUGAGGAGGUUCAGGCACCAGGGAUAACUGGAGAAAUAGUUGGGGUGAGUUUAUGUGUUUGUUAACAAAGUGUUGAGCUGGUAGGAAGCAAACUUGAUUUAGUGAAGAGGAAAUCCUCAGGAAGCAAAAGUGAAGUGCCUUGACAAUAUCUGCACUAGAAUUAUCCCUCUUCCAGCUU